Molecule: messenger RNA, 1887 nt
Organism: Hydra vulgaris (swiftwater hydra)
Lineage: Eukaryota; Metazoa; Cnidaria; Hydrozoa; Anthoathecata; Hydridae
Product: coiled-coil domain-containing protein 87
Source: RefSeq, a predicted model, not a curated record
AAAGUUGUAUAUGUUAUAUAUGUUUAGAUCAAGUGAAAUAAAAAUGGAAGUUGAAAAAUUAAAGGAAAGAAAUCUAUCUUGUUAUUCAUUGCUAGAAAAAGAAAAUGAUAUUACCAAAAGAAAAGAAAAUGAUCUUACCAAUUCAAAGAAUACAAGAUCUAGCUUUCUUAACAUUAAUCCCAAUAAACACACAAACAAAGAACAAAUAAGUUGUAUGGAAGAUAAGUGUUUUGAUAUUCAGAGCAUGACUGAUUAUGAACUUCAGAAAUUAUUUGGCGAUGAUCUUAAAAAUCUUUUCAAUUCAGUUUGGCAGUGCAGGCUAGAAGUGAGAGACUGACUUGUAAAGCUGAAUAUCCAGAUGCAACUAUUUCAUGGAGAUCAAUUAGCAGCACAAAAGUUGAAUUCAACUCUGAUGAGAAUAUUCCAUCACUCCUAAUGAAUAGCACUGUAUUAAAAAGAUACGAUGACUUAAAUAACACACUGCAAUUCACUGAUGUUGAAAGACCAUGUAGUGUGGCCUCAACUGUAUCCACUGUAGAUGCGUCUGAAAAUGAAGAUUUAGGCUUUACUCAUCCUGCAGUUCUAAAUGUUAAAGUUCCUGGAAAGGGGGUUUUUAAAAUGCCUUCUUCAAAAACAUGUGUAACAUCAAUUGACAAUCCAUUAACUAUUGAGAAGAAUUCAAUAUGUGAGGAUAUUUUUAAUGAGAUUGACAUAGGAAAAAUAAAAGAUUUGGAUAACCAUUUAAACAUUAUUGAAGAAAUACAUGAAGUUUAUAAUGAAAUUAGAGCUUUCUUACCCAAAGAUCAUUUUCAUUUUAAUGAGAAUGUGGAAGGAAGUGACCCAGUAAUUUGUGAAAUGAUAUUUAUGUCAAAAUUGGUGGAAAAAAGUAAGUUCUAUUCAUCCAUUGUAAAUAAAGAACUUCAAUUAGAGCAGGAAGUGAAGACAUCUAAUAAAGUCAAAGAAAUUAUUUCAUCAAAUUCCAAGUGUAGUUGCAAUUCAAGUGCCAGCAAUAACAAGAAAAAUAUUAUUAAAAUCAGCAAUGAAAAGGAGCAACUGCAGAAGAAGAAUUCUGAGAUUGAUAUCAGUUUUGAUGAUUAUCAAAAGUUUAUUUCAAAAACUGGGAAUGAUUAUUUAUUCUCUAUCUACCAUCUAUACUCAAAAGAACUUUAUAUGAAUGAAGAACAAACAAAGUAUAUAAGUUAUCUGAAAGAAAAGAAAUUAGAACUAAAAAACAAACAUCAACAAUUUCAGCCAGGUCAUUGGAAUCCAUUUUGUAUUUUUAUAGAUGGAUUAGAACAAGAAAAAUCUUUAAAUGACUUAUUAAAUGUUGAAGCUGAGCAUCUAAAUGACAAGGCUUUAAUAUCAAAACUUCAGGAUCGUCUUGAACAAAUAUGGGAUUCUCUAAAGAUGUCUUUCCAGCAUCGAGUUGCAAUGACAUUAAAAUAUUAUUCUGUUGACAUUAAAAUAAUUUCUGAAGUUGUUGAGGCAUGGGAAGCUGUUGCAGAAUUGAUAGUCAAAAGAGAAAAUGUCUUACUUGAAAUAUUUGCUUUUGAACAAUUAGCUUCUGACCCUGGAAGGUUUUUUGAGAAAGGUUUUCAGGGUUCGUCUGAAGCACGAAUGAAUGAAGCAAAAAUUCGCGCUAAACAAAACAAGGAUAUUGUGAGAUUAGAAAAAAAAAUAUGCAAACUCAUUCAAUACAUAAAGCAGCGGUUUCAUGAUCAUGUUUUUUACAAGGAUGUUAAUUAUCAAUUCAAAAUGAAAACAGAUCGUUUGGAAAUGCUUAAUUGGUUACGUAUUGAGAAAAACACGAUAAUAAAUUCAUAAAACAUUUAAAAAAAAAUUAUACUUUAAUGUAUUGUUCGGUUUAUAACUUGAUGUUUUGAUAUA